Messenger RNA from Armigeres subalbatus, 576 nucleotides. RefSeq lists its product as uncharacterized. NCBI's taxonomy places the organism in Eukaryota, Metazoa, Arthropoda, Insecta, Diptera, Culicidae. Bases 58 to 576 code for a protein of 172 amino acids. The transcript is spliced from 2 exons. The record is from RefSeq and is a predicted model, not a curated record.
UCUGCCAACUUAACCUUAAAGGUCAGUUACUCUUUUUAUUCAAGUUUAGUAUCAAAGAUGAACAUAUCGUUCGUCAAACUUGGUCACGAACAAUGUGAAACUUGCGUUUGUGCAACUUUACAUCAGGACACUUCAGGACACAAAGAAGAAGAUCGUUUUAUUGUGGAAUGCUCCGUUUGUAGAUCACACGUCGAACAUAUGCGGCUGGCAACAAUUUCACGAUCAGUUUACCGCAAUGAUGGAGAUGAAGUUUGUCCAAAAGAAAUCGUGCUUGCUGUGGACCUUCAGAAGGUCAUCCAGCUACCACGAUUAGAAGGUUUAAAAACGGUUGUCUUCACUCAGCGUUUGAUAUCUUUUAAUGAAACAUUCCGACGGGUGGGUAAAUACGCGAAGAAUUUCCCAGUUAUUGCAUGUCUGUGGAACGAGUCAAUUUCUGGUAGAUCCGCGGCUGACAUAACUAGCUGCUUCAGUAAGGUCAUAUUAUGGUGCUGCACAAACGAAAUUGAGAAACACACCAAAAUCUUAAAUCGCAUUUCAGCAAAAUGGUUUGCUGAAAAUCAAUCAGCAAUUUUGUAG